CGACAGCCUUUCUCAUCAGCCAUUUUCCUUACCGCCCUACGUUAUACUCGAAUCCCAUCCGACGAUUGCAUCUCGAUGUAGCCUAUAUUCUGCCAAGACCAGAGUCUGGCUUCUCGAGUCCCCUCAAGACGAGGAUACGAUCUAAUGAGAGGAAUUCCUCUUCGGCACUCAGCCUUUGCUUUCCUUAUGAUUUGGUUUAAAAAUUUCGGCAGCUCGAAAGGCGGACGGCGAUCGCCGAUUGCAGGGAGAUUUGUUGAUACGGAAAGGUUUCCCUCCCGGAAAAAAACAAUUCUUGCGCGUCUCCUUGAUUCUUGUUUGUUGCCUUUCCCCUACCCACACCGAUCUCGCUGCGGUAGAGGGAGUGAGUGGGAGGAGGGGAUUGCUUACUUGGGGUGGAGAAAAGGGGUAAAGAUCGACGGGAAGAGGGGAGGGGGUGUGGCCCCAGAAGUUUCAGUCCGGCGGAAGAGAACAGCGCAGCAUAUUAGGCCUCCGAGAGGGAAAGCACAUUCGCAUUUGGCGGGUACCACGGCCCUUCACUUACUGUCUGUACCAUAGUCAUGUCAUAUUGAACGCUGAAAUCAUCCAAACUAAUACGGUAUAUGAAGGGUUUUGCUUGUUUCUUAUUAUCUCGUA
This is a messenger RNA of Durotheca rogersii, 633 nucleotides long. RefSeq lists its product as uncharacterized. The record is from RefSeq and is a predicted model, not a curated record. The transcript is spliced from 3 exons. Lineage: Eukaryota; Fungi; Ascomycota; Sordariomycetes; Xylariales; Xylariaceae. The coding region runs from base 145 to 555 and encodes 136 amino acids.